Apus apus (common swift) is the source of this 1773-nucleotide messenger RNA. It is a transcript of the gene NFKBIA, whose product is annotated as NFKB inhibitor alpha. Lineage: Eukaryota; Metazoa; Chordata; Aves; Apodiformes; Apodidae. The coding region runs from base 128 to 1069 and encodes 313 amino acids. The transcript has 6 exons. The record is from RefSeq and is a predicted model, not a curated record. Gene Ontology annotation, molecular function: protein binding.
GUCAGUCAGGCUUUGACUGGCUGGAAAUUCCCGUCCUCGGCGGCUCCUCCCCCGCAGAAAUCCCCUGGCUGGGGUGUAUAGGCCGAGCGCCGCCGCCGCCGCUCACUCGCCAGCCGAGCUCCGCGCCAUGCUCAGCGCCCGCCGCCCCGCCGAGCCGCCCGUCAUGGAGGGCUACGAGCAAGCCAAGAAGGAGCGCCAAGGCGGGCUCCCGCUCGACGACCGCCACGACAGCGGCUUGGACUCCAUGAAGGAGGAGGAGUACCGGCAGCUGGUGAAGGAGCUGCAGGACAUUCGCCUGCAGCCCCCCGAACCGCCCGCCUGGGCACGGCAGCUGACAGAGGACGGAGACACUUUUCUCCACUUGGCGAUUAUUCACGAGGAAAAAGCCCUGAGCCUGGAGGUGAUCCGGCAGACGGCGGGGGACCGUGCUUUCCUGAACUUCCAGAACAACCUCAGCCAGACGCCUCUUCACCUGGCAGUGAUCACCGAUCAGCCUGAAAUCGCUGAGCAUCUUCUGAAGGCUGGAUGCGACCUGGAGAUCAGAGACUUCCGAGGAAACACACCCCUGCACAUUGCCUGCCAGCAGGGUUCCCUCAGGAGCGUCGGCGUCCUGACGCAGCACUGCCAGCCACACCACCUCCUCGCUGUCCUGCAGGCGACCAACUACAACGGACAUACAUGUCUCCAUCUGGCAUCUAUUCAAGGAUACCUGGCUAUUGUCGAAUACUUGCUGACCUUGGGAGCAGAUGUAAAUGCUCAGGAGCCGUGCAAUGGCAGAACAGCACUACAUCUGGCUGUCGACCUGCAGAACCCAGACCUGGUGUCGCUUCUGGUGAAACACGGCGCCGACGUGAACAAAGUGACCUACCAGGGCUAUUCCCCUUAUCAGCUCACCUGGGGAAGAGACAACUCCAGCAUACAAGAACAGCUGAAGCAGCUGACCACAGCUGACCUGCAGAUGUUGCCCGAAAGUGAAGAUGAGGAAAGCAGUGAAUCUGAGCCUGAAUUCACAGAGGAUGAACUUAUGUAUGAUGACUGCCUUAUUGGAGGACGACAGCUGGCAUUUUAAAGCAGAGCUUUCUGUGAAAAGAAGGGACCGUGUACAUAUGUAUAGAAAGAGGACUGAAUUUCUUCCUUUUAAAAAGAAAGUUGCAAUGCAGAGGGAAAAGCCAGGAGGGAAAUACUACACUGCUUGGCAAGGAGCACGUAACUGUAACUGGACGAUUCCAGGUUCUGGCCUGUGUUUAGGUACAGGAGUGGGAUGUGUAACAUCAGUAGAGAUCUGUGAUUAUUCACACCGCUUGAUAAAGAGCUGCAUAGCUUAUCUUCUCAACCCUACAGAGGUAACAGACUACACAUCCAACUGGCUAGUUACAGAGAGCUACCUUGUGGCCUUCACUACCUGAGGAACAGGUCCUCUCGUGGCAGGGCAGGCUCAUACCAACACCCCAUCUUCUCGGAGAUUGUGUGUUAAUUUAUGUUGGGCUGAAGGUGCUCCCUGGCCUUACUGACCCACCUCAGCUGCUCUCGUGAGGUGUCCCAGUGUCCCAGGUGGAGGAGUCCAGCCGAGGCACUGGUGACCUCCUGGCUAUUAGGAGAAAGUAGCAAUAAUGUUAACUGUGGGCAUUGGAAACUGUGUGUUUCACACCAUGUGUGUCAUAAUUGCUACACUUUUUAGCAGUUGUAUAUUGUGUAAAUACUGUACAUUUUUUGUUUAUAAUUAUUUUGGUACAUGUGAGAUGUGUAUUUAUUAAAAAAUGUCAGAUUACUGUG